UAGUCGCCCCACAAGAGAAACGGCCAGUCUAUUGUCAUUUUCGAGUCAACCUUGUUGACCGGCAAUUCAGCCAAGACCGCCUGCUAAUGAGAAGCCAAGAUUUCUCCGUUCAGAGAAAGUCUUAGGAGUUGCUAACUCACCUUGUCAAAACCAGAGUUUCCGAAAGAAAGAGCAACGAAAGAUGAGUUGCAUAAUCGGAAACUUAGAAAUGUUUCCUCUUAUUUUGCUUCUUUUCUCUGUUUCGUUAGGCCCCUCUUCGUCCGUAAGCACCAACACCAUCUUUCCCGGCGAGUCACUCUCCAGAAACCGGACAUUAAUAUCUAGAGGAGGAACGUUUGAGAUGGGUUUCUUUUCACCAGGUAACACUGGUAAACACUACAUUGGCAUUUGGUACAAAGGAUUACCUCAAAAGACUGUGGUUUGGGUUGCGAAUAGGAACCGUUCGGUGUCCGACCCUUUCUCCUCAGAGUUGAAGCUCCUCCGGGACGGUAAUUUAGUCAUAGUCGCUUCAUCCAAGUGUCAAAUCUGGUCGACCAGCUUGACAACGCUCAUGCCUAAUUCGACUUCAGGAGUGCUCCUUGACAGUGGAAACUUCAUUUUAAGGAAGAAAUCCAAUGUGUCUAGCGUUGUUUGGCAGACUUUCGAUCAUCCCACUGAUACGUGGUUGCCAGGUGCUAAGUUUGUCUAUAGUUCACGUACGUCUGAACGGACAGUUUUGGUGGCUUGGAGAGAUUUAGAUGAUCCAGCACCGGGGAUAUACUCUGCAGUCCCGGAAGCAGAAGAAAAAGUUGAGUUAGCACUAUUUAACAGGUCCGUAGCCUACUGGCAUAGUGGCGACUGGACUGGGGCCAAUUACGGGCAUCAGCCUUCACUGACACUGGAUAACGUGAUAAACUUCACCUUUGUUUUGAAUGAGAAUGAGACCUCCUGCAUAUAUUUCUCAGUUGCUCCUUAUAAUCUUUCUAGGAUUGUAGUCGAACCGACAGGGCUGCUCAAGCAAUUAGUAUGGGCAAAGCAUGUCCAGGAAUGGAAAGUGCUUUGGAGACAUCCAGCAGAAACGUGUGAGAUUUAUCCCUUUUGUGGUGCUUCUUCUAACUGCAAUCAGAGCAAUGUACCGCUUUGUAAUUGCGAUCUUGGAUACUUAGAUGAUCUGAAACUGGAAGAUCAUCUGGGCCAAUGCAAGACAAGAUCUGCUUCGGAAUGUAGUGAUGACAGGAAAGAUGAUUUUUUCCUCAUGCCUUACAUACAGUUGCCGAAAAAUUCUUAUGAGUUCAUGGUCGAAAACAUUGAAGCAUGCAGGUUAUUGUGCUUGAGCAACUGUUCGUGCAGUGCAUAUGCUUAUACUGCUGACUGUCAGAUAUGGACGGAUGAGAAGUUUUUGGUUCAACGUUUGGAUGAUGAUGAAAUUGUGAGAGAUUUUUAUGUCCGGAUCGCGGCAUCAGAUUUGUUGAAGGAGCGUAAGCAAAAGAGGAAACCAGUUUCGAAUUCCAUAACAGCAGUUGUAGUUGUGUCUGCAGCUUUUCUUGUGGUCCUUAGUGUGUCGCUGGUGAUUAAUAGGACAAGACGGUCUGAUCGUACAGCGGACUGCCAUCUGACGCAUUUUGAAUAUCGAGUUCUGAAGAAGGCAACAAAGAACUUCUCUGAGAAAAUUGGGGAAGGCGGGUUUAGUUCUGUUUUCCGGGGAGCACUUCCAGACUCAACUCCUAUAGCGGUGAAGAAACUUUUGAACCAAAACCAAAGUAACAAACAGUUCCUUGCGGAAGUCAGAACUAUAGGAACAGUACAGCACGUCAAUGUGGUUCGACUGCGGGGUUUUUGUGCUGAAGAAUCAAAAAGGUUCCUUGUAUACGAGUACCUUGCAAAUGGUUCGCUCGCAGCUCGUUUGUUUCAGAAAGGUUCCAACACCAUCGAUUGGAAAACCAGAUACCGCAUCGCCAUCGGGACUGCUAAAGGAUUGGAGUACCUCCAUGAGAGGUGUCGAGAUAGCAUCAUCCACUGCGACAUCAAACCGGAGAAUAUACUGUUGGAUUCAGAACUUGAACCACAGAUUGCUGAUUUCGGCCUUGCGAAGAUUGUGGGACGGGAUGUCAGCCGUGUCAUUACCACCAUGAGGGGAACCAGAGGGUACCUCGCACCAGAAUGGUUUUCAGGAGGAGCCAUCACAUCGAAAGUGGACGUUUUCAGCUACGGAAAGCUGCUAUUUGAACUCAUUUCAGGAAAGAGAAACAUUGAGGAGCUGAACAGUGAUAUGCACUAUUAUGUCCCGCUUCAGGUAGCUAAUUCAAUAGCCAAAGGAGAAGAAGUCUUGCCACUCGUGGACCGCAGAUUGAACGGACUCGUGGAGAUGGAAGAAGUGUGCAGAGCAUGCAAAGUAGCUUGCUGGUGCAUCCAAGACAGCGAGAAAGACAGACCAACAAUGUCUCAGGUGGUUCAGAUUUUGGAGGGGGUGCUGGUAGUAGAAAAGCCUCCAGUCCCAAGAACUUUGUUGCAACUUCUAGGAAGUUAAAAGAGUGAAGCAUAAAAGAAAGCACUAUGUACUUUCUUUUAUAAUUUAUGGGCGCUGUAGCCCCAAUUCGUACUCUUUGAGUCUCUACAGUUACAGGUAUGUACCUCUGUGGCCGAGGCCACUCGAAACGUAAAGACACUGAUGUACUGAAUGGUCUUGAAUCUUCAUCAUGCUUACCAGACUCUGUAGGUUACGACCAUUUGCUA
Messenger RNA from Rhodamnia argentea, 2712 nucleotides. Its product is annotated as G-type lectin S-receptor-like serine/threonine-protein kinase At2g19130. Gene Ontology annotation, molecular function: ATP binding; protein serine/threonine kinase activity. The record is from RefSeq and is a predicted model, not a curated record. Lineage: Eukaryota; Viridiplantae; Streptophyta; Magnoliopsida; Myrtales; Myrtaceae. Bases 182 to 2506 code for a protein of 774 amino acids. The transcript has a single exon. Gene Ontology annotation, biological process: recognition of pollen; protein phosphorylation.